Hyla sarda is the source of this 1512-nucleotide messenger RNA. Its product is annotated as 40-kDa huntingtin-associated protein-like. NCBI's taxonomy places the organism in Eukaryota, Metazoa, Chordata, Amphibia, Anura, Hylidae. The transcript has 12 exons. Gene Ontology annotation, biological process: vesicle cytoskeletal trafficking. Gene Ontology annotation, cellular component: early endosome. The record is from RefSeq and is a predicted model, not a curated record. Gene Ontology annotation, molecular function: protein binding. Bases 28 to 1029 code for a protein of 333 amino acids.
UAUGGCCAACCUCAAUAUGGCGGCGGGAUGGCUCCAGUCACCGGAAGUCAGCUAGCUGCUGUCACCGGGGGAACGAUGGCGGCUGACGGGGAUUUUCUGCUGCGUUACCGGGCCGUGUCUAACAAGCUGAAGAAGCGAUUUCUGCGAAAGCCCAAUGUUGCAGAAGCCAGUGAGCAGUUUGGUCAAUUGGCAAAAGAGCUGAAGCAGCAGGACUGCCUCCAGUAUGCAGGCUUCUGUAACCUGGCCAUGGCACGGUGCGAGCAGACACUGUUCAAUGCCCCAGGAGAAGCCAUGGCCCUGACUGAGGCCGCCCGCCUCUUUUUGCAUGAAGAGAAGGAGAGCCAGCGUCUAAAAUGUCCGGGAUUCGAGGAACAUUUGCAGGCGGCUAUCAACUGCUACAGCUUUGCCAUAAAGGUUUACAUUGAGUUGAAUCAAGCCGUCAUGGCAGCCAGUUUGUGUCUGGAACUGGGAAAUGCUCUUAAGGACAUGAACAAGCUUGGUGAAGCUUUAGUUUACUUCCAGCGGGCAGCAGAGUUGCAGACACAAGUUCCGAUCGAAUGCCUCCUGUCUCUAGGAUACGUAGCAACUUGUAAGAUCAUGACGCGAGACUAUGACGGAGCUCUUGCAGUGUUUACAGAGAUGCAGCUUCUUGCUCAGGAGAAGGGUCUUCACACGCCAGGAAACAAUGUGCCAGUCGGAGCAUUUUUGGACGUUAUUGUAAGAUGUGAAGUUUCCCGGGUUCUUCUCCUCAUGUUGCUUCAACCUCCGCCUCAAAAACUAUUGCCUGAACAUGCACAGACUCUAGAGAAGUAUGACUGGGAAGCCUUUGACAGUCAUAGCCAUGUGAAUUAUUUGACGGAGGAGGUAUUCUUACUGUUACAGUCUGUAGUGAUGGCAUGCCAGGAAAACGAUGUGGAAUCACUAAAGAUUUUGCAAGUGGAACUUUGGCCACUGUUGACAGCAGAACAGAACCACUUACUACAUCUGGUCCUUCAAGAAAUGAUUUUUCCUUCUGGUCAAGGCAUAUGAACCCUGAGAUUCUGGUGACUUCCUAGAAAAUGCAGAAUCUUGGUUAAAGGUGUUAUCCAGGAUUAGAAACAACAGAGCUAAUUUCUUCAAAGACAGCACCACCCCUGUCCUCGGGUUGGGUGCUGUAAUGCAGCUCCGUUCCAUUGAACUGAAUGGAUCCAAGCUGCAAUACCACUCACAACCUGAGGACAGGUGUGGCGCUGGUUUUGGAAGAAAUUACCUUUGUUUUUCUUUUUUUCCUGCAUAAUCCGUAUAACCAAGAAGUAUGUGAAGAAGACGUCCGUAAUGCUGGUGACUGCACAUUUGGUAUUUCUCACUGUUUGUUGCAGCGUACACUUUUAAUGGCUGGUAUGUUAUGCUGUGUUAUGUUUAUUGUGAUUUCUCUUUGCUGUUUCCAUUAGAACAGAGCAUGUUCUAAAUGUGCUGUCAGUGCUGAUCUAACUUUAAAGGGGUACUACAGCGCUUAGACAUCUUAUCCCCUAU